Ipomoea nil (Japanese morning glory) is the source of this 2832-nucleotide messenger RNA. Its product is annotated as putative late blight resistance protein homolog R1C-3. The record is from RefSeq and is a predicted model, not a curated record. Lineage: Eukaryota; Viridiplantae; Streptophyta; Magnoliopsida; Solanales; Convolvulaceae. The coding region runs from base 58 to 2796 and encodes 912 amino acids. Gene Ontology annotation, molecular function: ADP binding. Gene Ontology annotation, biological process: defense response to other organism. The transcript is spliced from 2 exons.
UAUCUCUUUGAUAUUCUGAGUUUAUGAAACAUUAUAUUUUGUUCAACUCUAUCUUCAAUGGCUUUCGCUCAUAUCAUUUCUCUAAUAAAUACAAUCGAGUUCCAUUUUCUACAGCCUCUUCCGUGUUUGAUUUUUGAUGAUAAAGAAAUGGUGGAAUCUUUGUGCGAAAAGAUUCGAAAAUUGCAAGGCUUUUUGGAGGAAUCUCACAAGAACAACAACAUCUUCAUCAGCAACCAGGCAAGGAGAGUGUUGGAGUCAAAGAUCAGAGGUGUAGCUCAUGAUGCAGAAGGAUGGAUUGAAUCAGAUUUGCAUCGACUUUAUAUGCGCUUUAACAGUGAAGAGCGCCCAGUCAAGACUUCUCAGAGUCUUUAUCAAACCUUGCAGCAAUUAAAACGAAGAAUUGAAUCAAUUGAACGGAGGUAUCAUCAGAUUGAGAGAAAUAGCAACCAUUCUGUUGAGCUGCAAAGAAGAAACACAAUAGAGAAUAUCAAAGCUAGUAGUUUCUCUCAACCUCCAUCUUCAGAUCUCAAGAAUGUUGUACUGGUAGGACGAGAUGAUGAGUUCCUUACCAUAAUGCAGAAGCUCAUUUCAGAUUCAGAAAAACGAGAAGUCAUUUCCAUCACGGGGAUGGGAGGUAUCGGGAAAACUACCUUAGUUAAAAGAAUCUAUGAAGAUGUAGCAAUUAUUUCUCAUUUUGAUGUUCGAGCAUGGAUUACCGUGUCUCAAGAGCAUAACUUUAGAGAAAUACUCAUUGCCCUUCAUGGUUCUAUUGUUUCUAAUGGAGUAGUAGGCAACUCCGAUCUCGAAGAUGAGCUACGUCGGAAGCUGACUAUUCGGAGGUACCUAAUUGUCAUAGAUGAUGUAUGGAGCAUUGAAGCGUGGGAUGACAUCCAUAGAUGGUUCCCAAAAGAAGAUGUCAAUGGGAGUCGAAUACUAUUGACUACACGACUCAAACAAGUGGCUGAUUAUGCUAGUUCAGGUAACAAUUCUCUUGACAUGCGAUUCUUAAAUUUCAAUGAAAGUUGGAAUUUAUUUUACAAAAAAGUAUUUGAAGAGAAAAAAAUUUCCUGUGAAUUUGAGCCCGUGGGUAGAGGUAUUGUUACAAGAUGUCAAGGAUUACCUCUAACAAUUAUUGUGGUUGCUGGGCUUCUCACUUCAUCCAACAAGACAUCCUUAAGGCAGUGGGGGAACGUUGCUGAAAAUUUGAAUUCGCUGCUUAAUACAGAUCCCGAAGAAAAAUGUUCAAAAACGCUUUCACUAAGUUAUGAAAACUUGCCUAUACACUUGAAAGUUUGUUUUUUAUAUUUUGGUGUUUUCCCAGAAGAUACCGAGAUUUGUGUGAAAGCAUUGAUUAGGCUAUGGGUUGCCGAAGGAUUUUUAAAGCAGGAGUUGAAUAACACCAUGGAAGAAGUAGGCGAAAAUUACUUACAUGAUCUUGUAGACAGAGGUCUAGUUCAAAUUGAUAAGCGGAGUUCCAAUGGCAAAAUGAAGUCUUGUAGGCUCCAUGAUCGGUUGCAUAGCUUUUGCUUGAGAGAAGUUGAGAGGGAGAAGCUUUUGUAUGUUAUAAAUGAGAAGAAUGUUCAUAGUGGUAUGCUCCAAAGAAUAAUGAGAUCAAUGUCAACAGGCUCGAAUCCAAAAGCUCGCCGUUGGAUUUCAAGUCAAAUAAUAAGAGAUUUGGAUGUGUCAAUUGCUCGAGCGUCCAAGGAAAUUCGUUCCAUUCUAUACUUUACAAAUGAGUUUAAAUGGACCUACUUAUCCCCUAAACCAUUUACCUUUCUUAAAUUGCUAAGGGUGUUAGACAUACGUCUAUGUUUGAUGGAUGGUAUACCCAGUGAAAUAGUGAAUCUCGUUCAUUUGAGAUACUUAGCUCUGAGAAAUGAUUCGGUUUUAAAUUUACAAUGGCUAAAGCUUCAAAGUUUGCAAAUAAUUAUUAUUAAUACUUUUGAUGAUAGUGAAUCUUACUGGGGAUCAAUGCUUCAUGUUUUGGAUAUGCCACUACUAAGGCAUGUGUAUCUUCCCAAGAGUUGUUUCCUUAAUCUCCCAAAGUUAGUUCAAGGUAAUCUGCAAACCAUAUUUUGGUUGAGUCUACCUCAACGUUUGCGAACUAAACUAGGGUUCAAAACAAUUCCAAACGUGAAAGAACUUGGAAUUUACAUUAAGGAAAAGAAUCCAUAUAAACUGCUGCCUGGUUCACUUGCCGAUUUGUGUCGAUUGGAGAACUUGAAAAUUGCAGUGGAGGAAGAUAUUUGUUCUAGGGGCUUGUUUCAACUUCCAACAGCUUUUCCAUCUAGCCUUAAGAAAUUGAAACUUAUUUAUACUUAUCUUCCGUGGGAGGAUAUGGGCAUUAUUGGAACAUUGCCCAACCUUGAGGUUCUAAAACUAAUGGGGUACGCUUUUUGUGGCCCAAAGUGGAGAACGGAGAAUGGUUUCUAUAAAUUAAAGCACUUGCAAAUUGUAGAGUCAGAUCUCAAGCAUUGGACUGUGAUUGCCGAUCAUUUCCCUGUCCUUGAAUGCCUAAUUCUAUCUUGCUGCGAGAAUUUGGAAGAAUUUCCAAGUGCUAUUGUCGAUAUUACCACGCUUCAGUUAAUCAAGUUAACCCGUUGUAGCUCUUCUAUUGUUACUUCUGCUAAACAAAUUCAAGAAGAGCGAUUGGGUUUUGGAGAUAGUCAAUUUGUUGUCCAUGACUUUCAUACAAUUUUUGGAAGUGAACCUGUGCGCCAGUUCUCAAGAAGAGAGGAUGCGGGGUAUAUUAGCUCGAAAAAGAAAUUGAUAUAUGUAAAAAAAAUAAAAGAGUAAUUUUGUAAUAAAAUAAAAAUAUUUAUGUUUUGAGAU